Ilex paraguariensis (yerba mate) is the source of this 960-nucleotide messenger RNA. Lineage: Eukaryota; Viridiplantae; Streptophyta; Magnoliopsida; Aquifoliales; Aquifoliaceae. The record is from the annotation of a GenBank genome assembly.
AUGUCGCCUUUCACUCUCGCCAUUAUAUCUCUAUUCCUUGCCGCCCUCUGGUCCUUCAUAUAUCUUCGGCGGAUCGCCUCACCGUCGAUAACUAGAAAAAAUGGCCGUCGACUUCCACCAGGCCCCCGAGGCUUGCCCGUCAUCGGAAACCUCCAUAUGCUGGGCAACCUCCCCCACCGCAGGCUCCAUGAGAUGUCCAAAAAGUAUGGCCCUAUUAUGUCCCUCCGGCUAGGCCACGUGCCCACUAUUGUCGUUUCAUCACCGGCCGCCGCCGAGAUCUUCCUCAAGACCCACGACACCGUUUUCGCUAGCCGGCCAAAAGUCCAGGCCGCGGAGGUCUUGUCUUAUGGCACUAAAGGCAUGGCUUUCACUCAGUAUGGUCCGUACUGGAGAAACGUGAGGAAGUUUUGUACACUGGAGCUUCUCAGCGCCACAAAGAUCGAGUCACUUUCCGGUAUGAGAAGGGAGGAGCUUGGGUUGUUGGUGGAGUCGCUAAAGAAGGCGGCGGCGGCGCGCGAGGUUGUGGAUGUGAGUGAGAAAGUGGCGGGGCUGAUUGAGGACAUGACCUACAGGAUGCUCUUUGGACGUAGCAAGGAUGAUAGAUUUGACCUGAAGGCUGUCAUUCAAGAGGCAUUAGAACUGGCUGGAGCUUUCAAUCUGUCAGAUUAUGUACCCAUCUUCAAGCCACUUGACCUUCAGGGAUUUAAUCGACGCUUCAAGGCAAUCAGCAAAGUUCUUGACCAAAUCAUGGAGGUAAUUAUCAAUGAGCAUGAACAAGAUGCUAGUAGAGGACUUCAAAACCAUGACAAGGACUUCAUCGACGUAAUGAUAUCAUUGAUGAACAAGUCCACCAACACUCAUGAUCAGGCGAAGAGGUUGUCCUGGGAUGCAUUUGGGGUUAACCAACGUAAGAUUGGUGGUGGCUCAGUUAGUGCAUUGCUUCAACUGGGAGUUACCUAA